UUUUUGCCGCUUCCCUUGCAGUUGACAAGUAAUAAUGAAGCUUUGUCAGUCCAUCAUGGACAUGGAUAUGCCAGAUUACGUCGACUCCUUGGACUCCUCAUAUACCAUGCUAGAAUUUGAAAACCUUCGGGUGCUUCCGAACAACGCUGAGACGUCUAAUGGGCCCUGUUCUCUGCCCGCAGAGACCAUCGCAGCCGAAUCAGCAAACACCAACGUGCUCGCCAAUGGCAUCGGCUCCCUCUGCUCCAUCUGCGGGGACCGGGCGACCGGCAAACACUACGGGGCGUCCAGCUGCGAUGGCUGCAAAGGCUUCUUCAGGAGGAGCGUCCGCAAGAACCACGUCUAUUCCUGCAGGUUCAGCCGACAGUGUGUGAUAGACAAAGACAAGAGGAACCAGUGCAGGUACUGCAGGCUGAAGAAGUGCUUCAGAGCUGGCAUGAAGAAGGAAGCCGUGCAGAACGAGCGGGACAGGAUCAGCAUCCGCCGGAGCAGCUACGAGGACAACGGCUCGCUGUCCAUCAACGUGCUCACCCAGGCCGAGGCCAUGGCGCAGCAGUACGCGUCGCUGAGCCCGGUGCACAGCGCGGACAUUGCCAUGAAGAAGGUUGCGACAAUCAACGACGUGUGCGAGUCCAUGAAACAGCAGCUCCUGGUGCUGGUCGAAUGGGCAAAAUACAUCCCGGCGUUUUGUGAGCUGCCGCUGGACGACCAGGUCGCCUUGCUCAGAGCCCACGCAGGGGAACACCUGCUCCUGGGGGUAGCCAAGCGAUCCAUACCGUACACUGAUUUUCUAUUACUAGGGAAUGACUUCAUCAUCCCCAUGCACUGCCCGGAGCUGGAAAUCGCUCGCGUGGCCACCAGGAUCUUGGAUGAGCUGGUGAAGCCCUUGCGGGACAUCCAGAUUGAUGACAACGAGUAUGCUUGCCUUAAAGCCAUCAUCUUCUUCGAUCCAGACUGCAAAGGCCUGAGUGAGCCCGGGAAGGUGAAGAACAUGCGAUUCCAGGUCCAAGUCAACCUGGAGGACUACAUCAAUGACCGCCAGUAUGACUCCCGAGGCCGGUUCAGCGACAUCCUCCUCCUGCUGCCGCCGCUGCAGAGCAUCACCUGGCAGAUGAUAGAGCAGGUCCAGUUUGUGAAGCUCUUUGGCGUGGCGAGGAUCGACAGCUUGCUGCAGGAGAUGCUGCUGGGAGGAUCCACCAUCGACCUCCAGUACCAGUCCGGACCUCCCAACCUCAACCUGGAACCGCUGCCAGGACACGUUCUCCCAAGCAGCAUGAGCUCUGUGAUUCACACUGUCCCAGACCCAUCUCCUGAACCAUCCCUUCCAUCUCCUUCUACAAGCACAGGCAGCGAAGACUAUAAACUAGGCCCUAGCGCAGUCCCCAGCGCUGUAGCGCAGCUCUUGCCUCAGACAGUUAUACCCAAGCAGGAGAUUUUAUAGGGAGAGUGGAAGGAGAAGCUGGGAGCAAUGUGGAAACCGUGCUGAAAGUGAAUCGGGCCCUUUCUUUUUGCAGAGGCAAAGCACGGCAACCCCCUGCCUGUCACCGGACCUGUCGGUCACACUCUUUCCUGACCGUGAGUAAAGCACCAGACACCAGACUGCAGCAGGAGCCUCGCCAUGGGUCAUCCCGCCACUGCCACCCUCAUUUGUCACGCCCAGUUCACAAGGGAUUGGGGUUAAUGCUCUUUUCAGUAGGACCAAGACUGUAAGCUCUUUGGAACAGGGCUUUUGACUGCAUGUAUUGUCACCUAGCUCAGUGUGAUCACCACCCUUUUGAAGCCUUUGGCUGCUAUCUUAUAAAAACAAAUGCCUUACACAGCUCCUGUUAAUUGUUAAUGAAUACAGUCUGUCUUGAAUUGUCAGUAUGGAAAGGCCUAUCCCCAUUAAAAAAUUAAUUACACUCCCAUUUCUCUUGCUGCAAGUUAAGGUUUAGGAUGAAUAUCUUCAUAACCCUUACACGCUUUCUUACUCCACAGUGACGUGAGUAAUGCUUAUCCCACGUAGACCAGCCAACCUUUAGUGCUGGUCAUUAUUUUGUUGUAUUCCAUGAUUUCCAACAUAUAUGGAGUCCAUUUGUGAUUCAUUUGCUGCAUCCUACUUUCUUGUGUGUAUGUCCAACACCGCUCUGAGAUGGCAGCAAGACCUCUGCAUCGGUCCAUGGCUGCCUGGCCUGGUAAAACCCACAACUGGCAGCAAGCUCAAGAAGCCGUUGACUUACCAAAUCACUUCUUUGCCUUUCCUGAAAACUUUUACUGCAACCAUAUUUGGAAGAAGCAACAGUCCUAGCAAAAAUGCCAAAAAAGCUUUUCCAACUACAUAGGUGUGAUUUUGCUGCAGUUUUCUAAAUCUUUGUUAUGUCUGUAACCUAAACUUCAUAGCUCUGAAUUUGUCAGGUAAGGAGGAGGCAGGUCUUUUGUGCUCCACGUAUUUAAAAAUGUUUGUAUUUAAAACAUAAGGUCUUUCUGAAUUUAGUGUAAAUCUCAGUCAGCAGUGACCAGUUAUUAACUGUGCUACAGCUACUGAAAAUAAUCUCAAUAGAUGUGUAUACAACAUCUAAAGUUCCUAAGGCGCAGUCUCUGUGGUACAGCAUUUAUUCAUAUGAAUUGACCAUCAUUAGAAAGCCAACUGCUGGAUUUCUACAAAGCUUAUGUUCUUUUCUGCAAAAGUCCAACGACCUCCAUCGGGCAGCUCUCAAUGCAUUAAGGAUGGUCUCACACUGAAUCUAGGACAUGAUAGAGAAUUCUUUGUUCCGUCGCAUCGCACGGAUCUGCCACCCCACAAGCACCAUCCCUGCUCAUCACAAAGAUGAAACGAUGGUGACCAGCCACGGCUUAUUUUCACUGACGCUUGUGAAGCACUUUGAGGUCCUCGGAUGGAGGACACCAUGACAAUGCAAUCUGAUUGAGUGAAAGAGGAGUUGGGAAGAGCACCCGAACCUGCAUCAAAAGGGGGAACGCUUUGUACUCAGGUCAUUUCAGUGGUUGGGGAGAUAUU
Molecule: messenger RNA, 2995 nt
Organism: Cygnus atratus (black swan)
Lineage: Eukaryota; Metazoa; Chordata; Aves; Anseriformes; Anatidae
Product: hepatocyte nuclear factor 4-beta-like
Exons: 10
Coding region: 35-1441 (468 amino acids)
Biological process (GO): positive regulation of transcription by RNA polymerase II; cell differentiation; anatomical structure development
Molecular function (GO): RNA polymerase II cis-regulatory region sequence-specific DNA binding; nuclear receptor activity; zinc ion binding
Source: RefSeq, a predicted model, not a curated record